ACAUGGAUGGUAUGUGUUUGGGGGAAGUUUAAAGAUAUCCGGUUUUGGAUGCUCCUCUUCCAUUAUGCAGACUUUUCUUUGGAAAUCCAUCUUUCAUUUUCUUAUCUUCUCGUGCUUUUUCUGCAAUUAUGCCAAUCCAGAGGACAUUCCAAACAUACCAGCAAUCGCCAAAUAUUUCAACACGAAAGGAAGGUAUGAGGAGGUCAAUCCACACCUAAUAGAGGACAUUCUGGCUGUUAACAGGUCUAUUUUACAGCCUCCAUCCUCACAAUGUCAAGAAAUUCAUCUGACCGCAAUAAUAAGACACGGGACGAGGUACCCCACGACCAAAGUCGUCAAGGAGAUGCAGGAGCUCUAUGAUGUGGUGCUGCAUAAUGCCUCAGGUAAGGAGAGCUGGCUGCGUGAGAUCCAGACCCAGUGGACGAUGUGGUACACUGAAGACAUGGACGGCAGACUAGUUCAGAAGGGAGUGAACGAUCUCAAGCACCUGGCUGUCAGACUGUCAAAGCGUUUCCCAUCACUGAUCUCAGAGGAGAAACUCCGAGGUGGACUCAUCAAUUUCAUAACCAGCUCAAAGCACAGGUGUGUCAACAGCACACUGUCCUUCAAGGCAGGACUGACAGAGCUGUGGGCCAUCAAAGAUAAGGAGUUUGAGCAUUCAGUGGAUGAUUCCCUCAUGAGGUUCUUUGAUUUUUGCCCAAGAUUUGUGGAGGAGGUUGAUAAAAACCUUUCAGCUGUGGCAGAGGUGGAAAGGUUUAAGCAGGGGCCAGAGAUGAGGAGGGUCCAGGAGAAGAUCGCAGACCGUCUUGGAGUAUCUUACAGUCUGAUCACACAUGAUUUGGCUGAGACUGCAUUUUACUUUUGUGCCUAUGAAUUUGCAAUCAAAGCGACAAACCCCCCCUGGUGUCAACUCUUUGAUGAUGAAGAUGCAAAGGUGAUGGAGUAUGCAGCCGACCUGAGGGAAUUCUGGAAAAGAGGCUACGGUCACGACAUUAACAGCAAGGCGAGCUGCGACCUCUUCCAUGAUGUGUUUAGACGACUGGGCAAAGCCGCAAGCGAGAACAAGUCUGGCCAGCAGGUGACUGAAGCUGUGACAGUCCAGGUGGGCCAUGCAGACACCCUCCUGCCUUUGCUCACCCUCCUGGGCUUCUUCAAAGAUAACGAGACCCUGACUUCCUCUAACUAUGCCACACAAACCCAGCGCUCCUUCCGCACUAGCCACAUGCUACCCUAUGCUGCUAACUUACUCCUGGUGCUGUACGACUGUGGGGAUGGCGACCUGAGACUGCAAACACUGCUCAAUGAGAAGCCUGUGACUUUCCCCGGUUUGACUCAGGCCUCUGUACCACUCUAUCAGGAAGUGAGAGAGCGCUACAGGGAACUGCUCCAAGGCUGUGACUUUGAGACUGAGUGUCAGCUGUUCAAGAAUCCUGCUUAGGUUUAGGCAGACAGGCUGAAGGUGGAAAUGGAGGAGUUACUGUUCCUUAUAGCCUUACAGUAGGUGUGCUCCUGGGAUCUUAUUAUUAAAAUGGAAAGGGGAUUUCUCUAAAUAUUCUUUUGAACCUUUUGGAGCUUAAUGCACUGCAUGCAAUUUUGUCAUAAGACUUUAAAUGUAAGACUUAAACUUGUAGUUUCACCUCUUUUUAUUGUGAUAAAAAUAUUCUGAGUAUUUCUUCCAAAAUUGCAGUUUAAAAAAACAAAUGUUCUCGAACUCUGUGUGUGAUAUGGUUCAUUGUCACAGUGCAAAGUUAGAGUCGGGUGUAUUUGAAAGGAGGCAGAAGACUUCCUUAAACAUUGUCAAACUACAAAAUCAGGAGCUGAUCAGACUAAUUUAUUGCCAGUUUAGUUAUUUUAGGGUUGAGUGCACCCAAAGUAGAAUUUAACGAAAAAACUUUUCUUAAGUUUUCUUAAGGGUGAGCUGAAGUUCAUAGUCAUGUUGCAAGUAAAUUGAAGAUAAGCAAAAGUACAAACAUGACAUGAACUGGUCAAUGUCCAUCACAGUCAGUUAUGUAACCAGAGUGGAAGCAUGACAGAAGCCCUUGAAAGUCUUUGUCUGUUGGACCUGUAUGGAGGGCCAAAUGUGCUGUAAUUAUUCUUCGACUUCCCAUCAGUAAGUUAGAAAAAAAACCUGCUAUUCAACAUUAAAUAAAAGCUGCCUCUAAAAUGUUCUGUUGGCAAUAUUUAUGAUCUUGUUUUACGAUGAAUGCCAAUGGAAACAAAUACAAGUACAACAUGCAAAUCAUCAUUUAUGAUUAUUGAUAGCCACAAGAACUAAACUACCCAUGAAAGCAUUUAAGGUUUAAUCUUGAAUUCAACUGUUUGAAUUUUGAACUCUAAGGGUGAGUACUAAGCAAUAAUUUUGUUUUGGGUUCAUCAAACUUUCAUGGUUAAAUUUUUGUAUAACAAGCAACUCAAUGUAUCAAUCAAAAGGCAAACAUUUUCUUGUACAAAACAGCAGCUGUGUUUGAGGGGUAGAGUCAGUCAUCUCUGAGCUGGAAGGUUGGCGAUUCUGUUUCAGAUCCUGCAGUCCACAAAUGCCAAAGUAUCCUUGGACAAGAUGCUGAACCCCAAAUUGCUCCAAGUGAAACACUCAUCUCAUCUGUGUCUAAAUGUGCAAUAAAGGGAUUAAAUACUACUGAUGAGCACUUUCUAUAUCAUCCUUUGCCUAU
Messenger RNA from Cheilinus undulatus (humphead wrasse), 2669 nucleotides. Its product is annotated as multiple inositol polyphosphate phosphatase 1-like. The transcript has 5 exons. Gene Ontology annotation, molecular function: inositol phosphate phosphatase activity; acid phosphatase activity. The record is from RefSeq and is a predicted model, not a curated record. The coding region runs from base 65 to 1438 and encodes 457 amino acids. NCBI's taxonomy places the organism in Eukaryota, Metazoa, Chordata, Actinopteri, Labriformes, Labridae.